GGGCUGGCUUGAAAUGCGCCUGAUCUGGGCAGGCUGAUGAAAGUAGAGGCGCACUGUGGGGAGAGAGGAAAAAAGUUCUCAACAAGGAGAGGCAGGACUACUCUUACGGAGCCCCUGCAGUCUCACUUUUUAUGCCUCUAAAACACUUUCCCUGCCAUUCUUUUGCAUUUUUACCUUGCUACAUCGCUUCUACGUUUCCCUGAGAGAAAUACUACUUUUUUUUUUUUUUUUUUUUACUUAAGUGAAAGCACCAGCAGCACCAUGGAGUUGCUCUGCCUCGAAAUGGACACCAUCAUACGAGCUCGUCCCGAUCCGAACCUCCUGUUUGAUGAGAGAGUCCUGCAGAGCUUGUUGAGAAUAGAGGAGAGGUUUCUACCCCAAUAUUCCUAUUUCAAAGGCGUCCAGAAAGAUAUCCAGCCGUUUAUGAGAAGGAUGGUCGCUACUUGGAUGUUAGAGGUUUGUGAGGAGCAGAAGUGCGAGGAAGAAGUUUUUCCCUUGGCCAUGAACUACUUAGACAGAUUUUUAGCCGUGGUACCCACCAAAAAGUGUAACCUGCAGCUGCUGGGAGCAGUGUGCAUGUUUCUUGCAUCCAAAUUGAAAGAGACUCGUCCAUUAACCGCAGAGAAGCUUUGCAUCUACACAGAUAACUCCAUCAGACCACAGGAGCUGCUGGACUGGGAACUGGUGGUGUUGGGGAAGUUGAAGUGGAACUUGGCAGCAGUAACGCCGAACGACUUCAUCGAGCACAUUGUGAGGAGGCUGCCGCUGCCCGAGGAUAAGCUGGCACUUAUACGCAAACAUGUCCAGACCUUCAUCGCCCUAUGCGCCACAGAUUUCCGAUUCGCCAUGUACCCCCCCUCCAUGAUUGCCACAGGAAGUGUGGGGGCAGCGAUCUGCGGCCUGCAGCUGGACUCAGCUGACCAGUCACAGUGGGGCGACAGUCUGACAGACCUGCUGGCUAAAAUCACAAACACAGAAGUGGACGUCCUCAAAGAGUGCCAGGAGCAGAUUGAGCGUGUGUUAGUGAGCAGCCUGCGUGAGGGCCGGCAGCAGCAGCAACAGCAGCAGCAGACACAGAGGGGACCCAGCGGUAAGGGCUUGGACGAGCUGGAUCAAUCCUCCACUCCGACAGACGUCCGCGAUGUCAACUUGUGAAACACCAGAGGGCGUCGUUGCACAGGAUUUACAAAAGAAAAAAGCAUCAUGAAAAAAAAACUCAAUUUUCUUAAAAGCAGAAAAAAAGAACAAAAGAACAAAAAAUGUUUUAAAAAAAACACAAGCCCUUUAAAAGAAAAAGAACAAUGCUUGCUAGUUUUUUUUUUUUUUUGUUUGUAGAUUCUCUGUUCUUCAAGUCAAAAGAAACCUGCCCAUGAAAUAGAUUUUCUAUGAUGUUCUAGUCUAAAAGCAACCAAUUUGAUACCAGAUAAAGCCCUGAGGUGCCUUGGAUAAACAGAAGGGAAUCCAAUCAUUUUCUGCCUUUGAUUGUGUAAUAUGAUCUUUAAGUUAUAUUUUAACCAUAGCUUGAUAAUGAGGCUGUUAUGGUAGAAGUUGUGGAAACCAUUCAGAAAUGACAUGGUGGGGCUCACUUCUUUUUUUUUUGUCUCUGAUGAGUAUUAUCAUUAUUACAUUCGUGGCCGAAGUAAGAGGUCCUGUCUUACAGAAGGUCCACAUGAGACGGACAGAAGAAGCUUUGAGAACGUUAUGCUGAGCAUUGGUUGGUCCCAAUUCCAUGGAAGAGACGGGAUGAUAAUAAUUAGCGGUAGUAUUAGUAAUUAUUAUUAAUAUUAUUAUUGGACAUAUUUUGGAACUGAGUAGUAGAAAUCAAUAAGCUCCUUUUGUCAGGCUGCUUGUGUGUCAGUUGAUGGUUGUGGUGUGUGUGUGUGUGUGUGUGUGUGUGUGUGUGUGUGUGUGUGUGUGUGUGUGUGUGUGUGUGUGUGUGUGUGUGUGUGUGUGUGUGUGUGUGUGUUUGUAUGUAUGUAUGUGAAUACCCAGAGUGUAUGUGUGUGUGUGUGUGUGUGUGUGUGUGUGUGUGUGUGUGUAUGUGUGUGUGUGUGUGUGUGUGUGUGUGUGUGUGUGUGUGUGUGUGUGUGUGUGUGUGUGUGUGUGUGUGUGUGUGUGUGUGUGUGUGUGUGUGUGUGUGUGUGUGUGUGUAUGCGCGCGUGCUAUAUGUGAUCCUGUAUCUAUAUUAGCAGUGAGCAUUCUAUGGCGUGAGGCACUUGAGUCAGGUUGUUGACUUUACGGCUCUAGGUUAAAAGACUACGGAGAAAUCGGAGGCUACACAUACUUUGUCCAUCAGUAAAACAGGGCAUCUAUGCUACAUCACUGCCUUCAUGCAUUAUCUAUGUAACAUGGUUCAUUGUUGGCCAACAAUAAACUUAUGUGCAUGCACUAUGAGUGAGACCGAUUUAACAAAAGAGGGUUUGGGCGCAGGGAGUUUCACUUAGAGACCAUAAUCUUUCUGAGAGCAUUUUUCCUUACAUUAGGUGAUUAUUACUGCCAUUCUGUUAAUGAAAUAUUACAGAUCCUUCAUUCUUUUUCACGUUGUUACGGUAUGGUGUUUCUUUAGUUGUGAUAGGCUGCCUAAUGGACUCACAUGUGAACAUAACGUGUGAAAACAGGACAAAGUUAAGCAAAGCUUUUUUAAAGUCUGGAGGACGUUUUCGACUCCUGUAUUAGUGAGCAGGACAUGGAUAGGAUUGGAAAGAGAGGGACAGUUUACAACUAAGACGUCACUGUGGAACUGUGGGAGGCACAUGAGUGCACCGCACAGUGUGGUAGGACAGAGAGGGUUUUAGUGGUGCAGGAGCAUGCUGCUGUGGAGGAUUUACAGCCAGUGGCUGGAAGAUGAUGACGAACAAAAGAUGCCAAAAGGCCUUACCAUAAAACUCUUGAUAUCUUGCAUAUUUGGAUGGAAUCAACGUUGAUUUCCCAUAAUGGAUGUCUAAAAUGACACAGCUUAGUGAACAAGUGCAAAUUAAAUGAGGAACUAAGCGUGUACGCUGCCAAGUCAUGUGAGGAUGAACUUUCUUGGGGGGGUAGAAGAGUACCUGAUGAUAAUAUACUGUCAAUGCAUCUGGAGUCCCACAUAGGGUUGUUUUUAGCUCCCCUAUAUGAUUUCAAUGGUAAAGCACUUUGAGAACAUGCUCCCCAGGAGAACAGUCAGAUGAAAUGCGAUGGGUGUUGAUUGGAGGUGAAUGGAUGUUUUCUUUUUUUUUUUUUUUUCUUGUUAGCCUUUUCUUUGGUUUACUUUGUAGGGCUGGUUUCCCAAUCAUCACACAUAUACCCUUUUUAAGCAAGAUUCAAAUUUAAAAAGCUUGCCACAAGGACAUUCCGAUAAGAAAAAAAAAAACAUUCCUGUUAAAGCAAAGUGCAAGUCAAUGGGGAGUCCAACUGUUUGAUAGAAAUUUAAACAAAUGAAAUAUUGAAAUUUGAAUUUGAAAACGCUUACACACAGAGUUCACUGAUCCAUGUUUUUAUUUUACUGUCAAGAAAUGAAAUAUUUGUUUUUACUUGAAUUUUCUUUUCUUCAUAUUUAUCUGCAUCACAGCCACAGUUAGUCACACAGGGCAGCAAUGAGCAACGAGAGACGGUGGUUGUAACAUCCUAUUUGCACAUGUUCUUUUAAAUGAGGUCUGCAUUUUAAAGACAGAGCAGAGGAUUUGUUCCAAACCACCUGAACUGAUGCGUGUCGCCGUGGUUGGUCAGUGUUUCAUGGUGCUGGCUCGUGUAUUUAAGGCUGAUUGUCUGUGAACACAUCUGUCCCCUGUGAGCUUUGCUGCUUUAAAUCAUUUACAAAGGGGUUCAUCAGCAAAACAGACAUCAGCACAAAUCAAGAGACGGAUGACUUGUUUUUGGGGUUCUACUUGGGCACAGCAAGGUGUCUUUGACUUAAUGCUUGAGUUUUUUAAUGACAGUAUGUGACUUUGCUGAGUGUAUGUUUGUCAGACUGAAGAAAAAUGUGGGGAUCUAAUGUUUAAGUGAUGUUUUUUUUCAGUAAAAUUGGGCAAUUGAAAGACAUAUUUGCCGAAACAUCCCCAUUUGAAUAUUUGAUAUGACCUUUUCAUUUUGCCUCUGUUUGCCUGAUGUAAGCUCUCUCCCAAACUUAACGGUUGUGAUUUUUUUCUUUCCUGCAAUAUAUUGUUGCAUGUGUUAUAUAAUGAGAUCACCAUUCAAUUUGUGUUUGAUAUAUUUUAUGGGGUGACCAGACCCACAAAAGCGUUUUUCUAAGAUUUAGAGAUACUGUAUUCCAAAGUGAAGAGAGGACAGAGGAGGAGGAGGAGGAGGAGGUGUGAAGACAUCAAGAAAAAAGUGUCAAUAUUUUUUAUUGAGUUAUUGUUGUCUUUUUGCGCUGCUAAAAGCUAUGAAUUUGUUUCAUUUAUACAAAAAAAAUAACAUUACCUAGUCGUGAUGUGUCACUUGAGUGUGCUGCUAUUUUAUAAACAUUUGUAUUAUAAUAUAAUUAUUUUACUGCUAAAGAGAUACAUUCAGAAAAACGAAGUAGAUGGUGAUAGAAGAACAUGAAAUGAGUAUUCGACUGGAAAUGUUCUUUGUACAGUUUGCUUAGAUAGCAUGUCUCCUUUCCCCCUUUUUUUAAUCUAUUGCUCUCCUUAUUCAGUCACAUUGUGCGUCAGUGGUAUUUCUUAUACCUCAGGAUUACUGGACAAAAGACAUCAAACAAAUCCAUCACCUAUACCUCUGCAGUUACCCGGGAACGGAGAAGGAGUGGGGGUGGGGAGGUUGAAGCAACGACAAAUUAGCAUCUUUUGUGGAGGGUUCCCGCUGUUUAACUGGGGAAACAACUCUGCUUAGUGAGAUGGGAAACAGGAAAUAUGCAACAUUUCCACUUGGACUCUAUAUUGGAGGGGGCGGGCACAACAACAUUGCUUGGGAAGUGUUUAUUCCGUAGAUAGUUCAAUAAUGUUCAUAUCUGUUCAUGUUGGUGCUACAUCCUUGUUGUGUGCAAGAGAGGGAAAAGCAUUCCUAUGAUGGCCAAAGUACACUUCUUGCUUUAUACAACCACAAUGACUCUGAAUGUCAGUAAAUAUGGAUUCUGUAUUUGAGAAAACAUAUGUUUUGGUCUGAAAUAUUGUGUGUGCGUCAUUGUUACUUCCAAAUUAAAAUGAGUUGUGCUACACUUAUCAUGUGCAGGCUUAAAUAUUUUGGUAUGUGGAAGUGUCAAUGGUGCAGAUUUCCCUAUGAGACCCCCCUCCACUAUAACUCAUAUCAUGUACCUCAAAUGUCUGUUGCACAACCUCUGUUCAAUAAACUUCUGCUUUAAAGGGUGUGACACCACAUCAGCUCACUA
This is a messenger RNA of Eleginops maclovinus (Patagonian blennie), 5305 nucleotides long. It is a transcript of the gene ccnd2a, whose product is annotated as cyclin D2, a. Lineage: Eukaryota; Metazoa; Chordata; Actinopteri; Perciformes; Eleginopidae. Gene Ontology annotation, cellular component: nucleus; cytoplasm; cyclin-dependent protein kinase holoenzyme complex. Gene Ontology annotation, molecular function: cyclin-dependent protein serine/threonine kinase regulator activity. The coding region runs from base 262 to 1155 and encodes 297 amino acids. Gene Ontology annotation, biological process: regulation of cyclin-dependent protein serine/threonine kinase activity; mitotic cell cycle phase transition. The transcript has 5 exons. The record is from RefSeq and is a predicted model, not a curated record.